Messenger RNA from Cladocopium goreaui, 2976 nucleotides. Lineage: Eukaryota; Dinophyceae; Suessiales; Symbiodiniaceae. The record is from the annotation of a GenBank genome assembly.
AUGGCAAUUGUUUCACUUUGCACUGAGCCUUGCUGGAAUGCCGCUGACACAUGCAUCGCUACGCUACAGGUGCACAUCAACUUUGGGGAGGUGCGCUGGGAGCCUAUUGAUCCUAUUGGGCAUGAUCAAGCCUCCAAAACCCUGCCCAUCAUGAUGUAUGUGCCAAUUGUGAUCAUUCCCUGCCCUCCAGACAGUUUCGGUGAUGCGGGCACUGACGCGGCCACCGAUGCUUCCAACAUUGCCAAUUGCUCCGACGAGAUCUCGGACUUGUGUGAGGAGUGCACGGGUCAUCUGGUCGUGAGGAGCACGUUUCUUCACAUGGAUGAUGGGCACAGCUUGAUGCAGACAUACCGGAAGCUCCGGCGGGCGAAGACAGACUUUGCCCUGAUGAAUGAUCCGGAAGUGUACGAGCCUGGAAAGCUUAGCCCAGCCAACUUCCGGGAGACUCAUCAGCAAACACAAACAAUGCAGGCACCUCACUUCCAGCCACUUCAGCCACUUCAGCCACUUCAACCUGUAUCCGAUGUCCAUCCUUGCAAUGGCAAGCAGCAGGCUCAGGAAACUCAGAUUGGCAAAGGCAAAGAACGGACCACUGUGAUGUUGCGCAAUUUGCCCAACAACUACACGCGGGAGAUGUUCUUGAAGAUGUUGGAUGACCAUGGGCUGAUGGGCAAAUAUGACUUUGCAUACUUGCCCUGUGAUUUCUACCGCGAUGCAAAUUUGGGCUAUGCUUUCGUGAACCUGGUGGACGGCAAGGCUGUUGAUGAAUUGUGGAAGAUUUUCCAUGGCUUUUCGGAUUGGGCAUUGCCUACUGCUAAGGUUUGCGAAGUAAGCUGGAGUGGACCCCAUCAAGGAUUCAAAGCCCAUAUUGAGCGCUAUCGAAACAGCCCAGUGAUGCAUAAGAGUGUGCCUGACGAGUACAAGCCAGUAAUGUUCAAGAACGGUGUCCGAAAGCCAUUCCCCAGGCCUACCAAGAAGGUAUUGCUGGAGCGCCUCUCCGCUCGAUCCAACACGACGCGCUACCACUCCACCGAGAUCCACUGCGCGCUGUGGCUGUCUGCCGAAUUUGCCCCAGCGGAAGCUGUAGCAUAUGUCACUCCGUUCCUACAGCACGUGGAUGCUGUGGUCUCGGCCGCCGCAUGGCGGUGCUUGCGAUGUCUGCUUUUCUGCAGAGAUGAAGAUGAUCAAGAGGCACUUCAGCUACAACGACGUGCUGCGGUUCAACGAGCUUUGCGUGCGCUACGUGCCUGGUCGCGAGAGGAGCUGCUGUCAAUAGACACCUUUGCACGAGCAGCUGAAGCUGUGGAAGUGUUGCGCUGGAGUGUGGAGGCCGGAGUGGAGAAUGCCAAGCAAAUCCUGGAAUCUGGGAUCCUGGUCAGCAUGGCCAAAAGCUUCAAGGCUUCACACCUUGGUCUACGACGCAGCCUCUUGCGGCUUUUAAGCGCUUUACUGGCAGCCAACUUUACGGAUGCAGCACAUGUGAUCUUCAAGGCUGGUCUGUGGACGUCAGUAGUCUCAGCUUGCGAAGACCUCACUGUUGAAGAGGGCAACGACGAGUUGGGCGAGUUGGAUGUGUUGACGGUCAAGACGGAUGUGGUUCUUUUAGUGAUACAAGGGACUGGAGAAGAUUCCCAGCUGCUGCUGUGGCUGUCGAAAAGCACUGCUUUGUUGCAACAGUGGCAGUGGACCCUGCAGAGCCUGGGCGUUGCUGUACAGAAACAAGUCGGAGGUCACGGCCUGCUUCGCGUGGCAAACCUCCUUCGGCUCCAUUUGGCUGCACUUUUGAGAUUCAUGGAGCUGCCGAUUGAGGACAGUGACUUCCUCUUCUCUUGGCAAGUGACUGUGGCUUUGGGCGAAGCGCUUCAGGCGGACAUGCCGAUGGAAACGCAGCAGCUGGCAACUGCUGCACUUGUGUCGUGGGCUGCCAUUCGCAUGAAGGAAGUCUCAGAGACCGGCGAUUCUGCCGCGUUGGCCACGCUGGGCACGCGAGCCUCGCAACACCUGCUGCGUGUUUUGAGUGGUCAUGAUGCUGGAGCCGGAAUUGGUUUGGCUGAAUGUGCUGCUGCAGCCAACCUCUUUGCCUCCUCAUCACAAGCUGCAUUUUCUGCCGCGAAACAGUUGCCUGAGCUCAGCGCCCUUCUGCAGCAAUUGUCGGAGCAACGCAGGCACCAACAGCUGAUUUGGGUAAUGCGGGUCUUCUUUGCUAUGCUCAUCUCCUCCGAAGAUGCUCUUGAAGGAGCACGUGCUGAAGGCUUGCUAACCUCAGUGCUUCUUGCCUUGAGAUCUUCUGCGGAUAGAGACCAGGCCCUGUGUUUGGAAUUCCUGGAGCAGCUCUUCCACCUCAGUGGACAGCUGCAGGAAGAACUCUUCCAGUCCGAACUCCUCAGUUGGUUGAUGCGACUGAGUACAAAGAGACAGCUUGCAAGUGCUGCCUUUUGCUGCGUGAUGGACAUUCUUUGCCUUUGUAGCGAUGUCCUUGCUGGCAAGCCCUUGCUGUUUCGCUACUUGGGUCAGUUGAUGGAGGCCAUUCGUAGUUUGUCCAAGACCACAACUCUGCCUGUUCGCUGGAAGAGCAAGCGGCUGGUGGCGGCCAUGAAUUUCAUCAGUUCCUUGCGCUUGUGCUCAAGGAGUGCAGCUAUUCUGACUGGGGCAGCUUCAGGAGAUUCUGGCACAAGGCGGCACUUAUCUGCACCCUUGGGUGCAGGUUUGGACCUUUGGUUUGACUUUGCGGGCGAGACGCCCAAAGGUGACAUUCAUGGCAUCCCAGUGCGCAACGCCGCCCUGCGGCUGCUCUUGGCGCUUUCAGAAGCCCUGCCCAAGGCCAGUGUCGAGGCAUGGCCCAGGUUGAUGCCACUGCUUCAAGACAGGCACUGCGCUGGUGGAGAAAAACGCCUUGACCCACGCGAAGGACUGCUUCAACGUCUGGCGGAGGAUGACUCCCGUGCAGCUGCGCUUUGUGAAGCCUGGAUGCGUUGA